GUGACAACCGCCCAGUCUCACACUGACCGCCCACCCCUCUCAUCGAUCACGCCUUACUGUUGGGUAUAAAAAGACCGUCGUGGGUAAAACCUCAAGGCCAGUUGGUCCAUCAACCUUGCUGGAGAUGGGAUACGAAGAGUGACAGAACCUCAAACUUUCUUCAGUCGUAUGGACCAUAUUCGGAGCUAUCAUCUCCGCAAGUGUGAAAUGAAUUUGACCAGGACUUACAUGUCUUCGAAGAUCUGAGAUGUCUGUGUCAACGUUUUUGUCUUAAACAUCGAGCUAUCAUUAUUUUUGACUACAAGUACAACUGUAUACAAGAGUCAGAAGGAGGAAAAAUCGUCACUGAAUGGAAACUGUUUAAAUUUGCCAUCUCUGUUGCUACAUUUGGACGAUUGUAAACAAGGCAUACUAACUAUUUGGAGUCAUGGAAAAUUCGAGACAAUUAGGCAGCUAUACCUGAUGCCCGACAAUUAACUGAGGCUGGUUGUUUCCAUGCGCAUGGAGAAAUCCUCUUGAAUUUUUGAAGCAGCUUAGGAUAGUUCCAACAGCGCCUGAGAUACAUUGACAGUGAUUAACGAAUAACUCUGAGGAUAAACGAGAAAUCAGAAGAGGGUCCACACAAACGACAUAAUCCAGGCAACGUGCUGCUGACUGCGUCUGCUCCCUCAACUGAUACCGUGUGACCACGGCUGACUCCGCUCAAGGUUCUCGCCUAGCACCGCUAUCCAUCACCCAAUACUCCCAGGACUUACCGCUUGUUAUUCUCACCAAUUUCAGUCUUUUUGCUCCGAUGCUUCGUUUGCGAGACCGACCCACCAGAAAGCAGGAAUCAUUCACGGACUUGAACAACAACAGCCAGGGCAAGAGUAUGAAAGAGGAGGUUUUGUGUUUGAAUUCCCCCUCGGACUUGACAGAAAUCGUGCUACAUAGUCCGGGGGCGAGCUGCAGUCGUACAACUCCGCAGCGGGGUAAAGCGUGCAAACGGCGAGGUGGGGGUUCUGGAGCGGGUGCCGGCGCAUCGGGCCGACGGGGUAGCGGCGCGAGAGCCCCCAUCAAACCCAUGCAACGGAACGCGGCGAACGCCAGGGAGCGGUCCCGCAUGAGAGUGCUGAGUAAGGCCUUCGGCCGGCUGAAGACCAGCUUGCCAUGGGUUCCCCCUGACACAAAACUGUCCAAGUUGGACACAUUGAGACUCGCAUCCAGUUAUAUUUCCCACCUUAGAAAAAUACUGGACGGCGAUACAUUGGAUGGCACGAUGGUCCACCCCUUAAAUUUGACAUGGCCAUUUGCAAUCAGCUCGCGACCAAUCACCACGGAUGAUGCGUCUGAAGAAUGUGACAAGGAGAUGCGAUCGGAUACAACCAGUGACGUCAUGUCAGAGUCGCCAUGAUGGGCCGAGUGACAUGGACUAGUCGGUGAACUGUGAUAACCGACAACAUAUCCAAAACUGAACUUGUGGAAUUCUUUGAUCCGUGAUCUGAUGAACACACAUACAUGAGCUGGCAUGCGUACGUUGUAAACGUACCGGUUUCUGGUAUGGCGCUUGUCUCAUUGAGGCAAGCUUUACUUUCUUUUUCUUCAAAUGUCGGCGGAUGUUGCAGAUGACGCUUCGAU
Molecule: messenger RNA, 1617 nt
Organism: Patiria miniata (bat star)
Lineage: Eukaryota; Metazoa; Echinodermata; Asteroidea; Valvatida; Asterinidae
Product: transcription factor 21-like
Exons: 2
Coding region: 794-1393 (199 amino acids)
Biological process (GO): regulation of transcription by RNA polymerase II; developmental process
Molecular function (GO): protein dimerization activity; RNA polymerase II transcription regulatory region sequence-specific DNA binding; DNA-binding transcription factor activity, RNA polymerase II-specific
Source: RefSeq, a predicted model, not a curated record